GAACAGUACCACGGUUCCCCUUAACAAUCACGGAUAACCAAAAACGGACGCAACCCCGAAAUGAAAGUAUUCGCAUUGACCCUUCUGAGCCUGCUGGCUUUAAGCCAGGCCCGCAUGGACUACAAGCUGCAGUGUGCCCGCAGUGAGAUCAGCAUCCGCUGGCCCAGUUACUACAGCAACUCGGAGUACUAUGUGUGCCAGAGCGUCAACGGCAGCCAGCUGACCGUCCACUGUCCCGCCGGCGAGGUCUUCACCUUCGUCCUCCAGCAAUGCGUGUCGCCCGCCCACUACAUCCCGGCCCCACCCAUGGAUGUCCUGCCCACCGCUGCUCCUAUUACUGUGCUGGCUGUCGAGGAUUCACCACCAGUGAUCUCCGCACACUCUCAGUUGGACGUUGAGACCCCGGGGCACCACGACCACCACGAACACCAGGAUCACCAGGAUCACCAGGAUCACCACGAACACCAGGAGCACCACCAUGAGAAUCACGAGGAGGAGGUUGAGGUCCACCCCAUUCCACCCACCCCUGCUCCAGAGCCACCAACCCCACCCACCGUCUCGGUCUCCAAGCCCGUGGUACCAGUUCCCCAGAAGUCGAAGAAGCCCUCGGUCCCUGUGGCCGCCAAGAAGCCCACCGUUCCAGUGCCCUCCAAGGCCGCCAUGGCCAAGAAGCCCACUGCCUCCCCCAAGAAGCCAGCUGCCCCCACUCCCGCCAAGGCCGCCAAGAAGCCGACGCCACCCAGCAAGGCCCAAAAGAAGCCAGCCACCUCCUAA
Molecule: messenger RNA, 774 nt
Organism: Drosophila subpulchrella
Lineage: Eukaryota; Metazoa; Arthropoda; Insecta; Diptera; Drosophilidae
Product: peritrophin-55
Exons: 2
Coding region: 61-774 (237 amino acids)
Molecular function (GO): chitin binding
Source: RefSeq, a predicted model, not a curated record